AUGUUUUCGCCUUUGGCCUUUCCUGAUGGCGCCGUAUUCUACGAACUUAUAACCCACGUACCCCCACCUUCGCAUCUCGCCCUGUCGCCGUUCGACUUCUAUCGCGAACCGCUCGCCGUCAUUGCGGUCGCAGACGGAGACGAACUCAACCGAGUCGCCUUCAACAAGAGACAUUCUGGCAAUGCGCCCACUGUUGCCGAACAGAACAUCCGAACGUUGUAUCAGGAAUUGGAGGACUUGAGAGACCGCUUCGGAAAGGCGCUGGUUCAUCAAGUCUUGAUCUUCGACCAUGCGCUUUCGAAAGAGAAUUCUGUACCUUUGCCUGAGGGACUCGUCGCUAUACCACCGCCGGAUGAGUGCAAGCGCACGACCAUGAAAACAAUAAUGUGCGACAUCACGUCGCAGCUCCUGGCGGAAAUGACAAGUCUGGCCAAGUCAUUUGAGGCAUGGUCUUUCAUCGAGUCCCCAGGGCAGUCUCAGUCAACCAGACAGACGAACGGCACAUCAUGGGGCGCGGAAGACUCCGGCUCGGCGAGCAAGAGGGCAUCUCAGUUCAUUCCGGGCCCGCAGAGAUCAAGCUCGACAAGUGGCAUUCCGGAUCGGCAAAUGAAUCGCAUGUCUAUGCCGGUCGCGCCGAUGAAACAUAAUUCGGCUAUAGCGUCAAGCAACUCGACACCAGCCCGGCCAUCCACUCCUGUGAAAAGCGGAUUGUCGAACCCUCCAACCACUUUUGACGACUUGACUUCCGGUAUGAGCAGCGGCUCUUCGACCCCUGACCGAAAUUCGAGGCCGGGUGCUGGGGAGCACUUCAGGUCGGAAAGUUCAGAUCGAGUUUCGGUGCAAGGAUUCGGCUCCGGUGGUCUGAACGACCGCUUUAGAGCGAAAGGGAAAGGCAGGGUAACGAUCCUUGUGGGGUCUUUAUAUCUGCAAGCAGGACGGUGGACCGAUGCGCUGAAGGAACUUAUCGAUGGCGCCACGGUUGCGAGGUCGAUUAACGACCACAUAUGGCACGGCAAGGCACUGGAGUUGAUCACUCUUUGUCUACUGCUUCUAGGAUGGGUCAAGGUGGAUUUCCAGGUACCGUCUAUUUGCUUGCCCCCGCAAGACAAAUCCACGGCCGCUACUUAUGCUGCUCUAGAAGCGGCAACCCCAACCGAUUUGGCCCAACCCAAGCAUAUUCGGAACCUUCAGAUCAUACUACCAGACCUUCUAGACCGAAUCUCAGGGCUGUACUCCCGGAUUUCCGCCGAGCAUCUGCCUCCUCUACCCCUUGCCGAGACGACGAUUCGAUUCUCCAAGAUUUUGUCUGCUUUACACCUUGCUGACGGAAAGCUCGGAGAGCGAGCCUACGACACGAUCAUCUUUGGCAAGCUGCCUUCGACCCCUCUGACAACCUCGCCUCGGUUGACCAUCACCCCGAGCCGGCAGUCAAUCGUCACAUUUCUCUUCCGCGCGUUUCCUGCCUCUUCGUCGGAGCUUCUCACCAUCGCGGAUAGAGUUUCCAUUCUAGCAGGAAUCGCGUCCGUUCUUGGACCCCUCGGCCAUCAUCGCAAGAAAGCAAUGGUCACUAGGGAACUCGUUUCCGUUUUGAUCAGCGGUCUGGUUGAGGCGCGCACUCGCGGGGCUGCAGACAUGGGUAUACACCCUGCGGCCGGCCUGGUAGCUUUGAAUGCUGCCAAGGGACACAGCAACAGUGCAGUUGCCCUAGAGCUGGGUGAAGGCGACGUUGAACAGGGAAUCGAGGCGUUUUUAGCCCUUCUGUGCAAGUCGUAUGGUGUUGUCGGUUUUGACAUGAAGAAACAACCCGCAGACGACGCCAUUUCGACAGAGGACUCUGACGCUGCUGUCAUCGAUAGAAUUCGGGGACAGGCAGCUGCGAGAUUCUUUGGUUUCACCAGUGUCAAGUUGAACAUACUGAGAGCAUGCAUCAACUUCUCUGAAGCACUUCCUGACUUCAACGGUGUUUUGAAGUUCUCUGGUGAUUUGCUCCGCACGGCUGGGUCAGGAGUUGCUCCUGGCCCUCGCAAAGAAGAUGCGUCACCAGUGAUUACCCGCGACGAGCAGAUCCGGCUGGCCACAAAUAUUUCAAAGACGUCGAAUCUCGCUAAAAGGUUAGGCUUGAAUCAUCUGGCGGCGGAGUAUUGGGAUGAGUUCUUCGUUCGUGGCGUCGCCUUAGAACCACUGCCGACUACUAGAAUUCCGGUUCCCCAUGCCAAGAGCACACUUCCUGGGGCAGUGACUGCAAGAACUUCUCAAGAUGUCAACCCCUUUAUAUACAACCCAUUCCUUAAGCAGCCCGACAAAGCUGCUGAUCACAUUCUCGUUGCGAACGAGCCCGCAACUUUCAGAGUCACCCUACAGAAUCCAUACGACAUUGAAGUGGACGUCGAAAGCCUCCGCUUGGACACCAGCGGUGCGGAGUUUGAAUCAAACUUGGAGAGCACUAUUAUUGGCCCAUACCGAACGCAGAUUCUCAAAGUCUCGGGGACACCAAAAGGACCCGGUGCCUUGAAGGUUACAGGUGCAGUCAUUCGUGUUCGCGGCUGUCGCGAGAGACGAUUCCCCAUCUUCAAACAACCGUGGACGCCGCAAGCAGAUGUAAAGGUCAAGGCUACCGGACUUCAAGCAUUGGAGAGCACCCUCGCCUCGGAUGCUCUUAUUGGCCAGCCGCUCAAGGUGGAGAGUUUGGGGUUGAAUGUCAUUGCCCAACAGCCCAUCGUCAUUGUCAAAUCGACGACUCUCCCCCAGUCCUCGGUCAUGGUGCUCGAAGGAGAGAGACAGGUCUUCUCCGUCACCUUACAGAAUCUAUCUCGAACGACUCCGGUGGACUUUAUGCUUUUCUCCUUCCAAGAUUCCACACAAGGACCGUUACAGGCAGGCAUCAACAACAGAGAUGCCACACCAGCCGAGUUGUACGAAUACGAGUACAUUCUCAUGAGGCGCCAAGGUCUCCGGAGGCUGAAUAAGAAGGAACCCGAGAAGCGAUACAUUGCUCCGGGAGGCACCGCCAAGUUUGAUUUUGAAAUCCUUGGCAAGCCUGGUCUGACGAACGCUGCCAUUCAGAUCGACUAUGCUCAUCUUGGAGUGCCUCCCGAGGAGGUGACGGAAAAUUUCCAUACCCGACAUGUCUCACUGCAGUUGACGGUCACUGUAAAUGCGAGCGUCGAGCUCACGCGGCUGGAUGUCCUGCCUCUUAGCGGGCCCGUACCUAAGCCGCUCCUCAGCCUUACGAACCUGGAGUCGAAGACUAAUCCAUUGACAUUGGCAGACGAAUACUGCCUUUUAUCUAUGGAUCUACGCAAUGCCUGGCCAAACAACAUGGCGGUCGAAAUGGACGGCGAGGACGGCAUAGUAAUUGAGGAGCACGUUCUCCCUGGAAAUACCAGCCGCGUCAUCGUUCCCCUGCGGCGCAUACACCUUGAGGACCCUCACGCAUCGAUCCCGGCACUCAACCCAUCAAGACAGCGACAGUUUGUCGUCAGCACAAGCAAGAUCACGCCCGACAUGGAACGCUCGAAUCGCGAAGCAUUUUGGUUCAGAGAGAGGAUCCUGGAAACGCUUACUGCCAGAUGGAAAACAGUGUCUGGCCCAAAGCGGAGCGGUUACAUAGACCUGCGAACCAUCAGACUUUCACCUAGGAUGAUGGAUGCUCUCAGGAUUGAUGAUGUUGGUAUCGAGAUAUCAGUCCGGGACCCCGAACAAACUGUAGGCCAAAUGGUCAAACAGAGGAUCCUCGUCGAUAAUUUUGUCCAAGUCAAGGUUGGCAUCACGAAUCGGUCGGCCAAGCCAGUCUAUCCGAUGUUGAGACUAAUGCCAGCCUUGUGCCACCGUCCGUUGAACGUUGCGUUGGACUUCACGCGAAAAUUCGCCUGGAACGGUACCUUGCAACAAGCCCUGCCGCUGUUGGCCGCCAAAGCGAGCACGGAGGUGGAGAUUCAAGCCAUGGUACUGUGUCGAGGGGAAUUCGAAAUAGGGGCAUCAGUCGAGGAGUAUAAGAUCUGGGAAGAGCCCAAGGAAAAGAAGGAAAAGGAAGAGACACAGGAGAGCCGACAACGAUCGGAUACUCAGACGAUGCUAAACGCGAUCAUCGGUGGGAAAGAAAGGCGCAUUUGGCACUCGAGGCAACCCUGCAUCAUCAAAGUGGUGGAUCAGGACUAG
Messenger RNA from Colletotrichum orchidophilum, 4158 nucleotides. RefSeq lists its product as uncharacterized. The transcript has a single exon. NCBI's taxonomy places the organism in Eukaryota, Fungi, Ascomycota, Sordariomycetes, Glomerellales, Glomerellaceae. The coding region runs from base 1 to 4158 and encodes 1385 amino acids. The record is from RefSeq and is a predicted model, not a curated record. Gene Ontology annotation, cellular component: trans-Golgi network.